Molecule: messenger RNA, 1554 nt
Organism: Neoarthrinium moseri
Lineage: Eukaryota; Fungi; Ascomycota; Sordariomycetes; Amphisphaeriales; Apiosporaceae
Exons: 2
Coding region: 1-1554 (517 amino acids)
Biological process (GO): regulation of transcription by RNA polymerase II
Molecular function (GO): DNA-binding transcription factor activity, RNA polymerase II-specific; zinc ion binding
Source: RefSeq, a predicted model, not a curated record
AUGCCGCCACGGAGGUCCCACAAGAAGUCCAGGGCGGGCUGCCGGAGAUGCAAGACCAGGAAGAUCAAGUGCGACGAAGUCCACCCGCGCUGCGGCAAUUGCCUCAAGCAUGGCGUCGCCUGCGACUUCGAACACCCCGAGCUGGCCGAGUCUCUCGCGAUCCCAGAUACCCCCGCGACCGCAGCGUCACCAAGCUUCUGCGAUAGUCCCGCCACCAGCAGACCGCCUCCGACCCCGGAAAUGGCUGCAAAUGCGCCGUUGAAGAUAUAUAGACAUCCGGACCCGCCGCCAAUCAGCCCGACUUCUAAGAACAACAGAAUGAUGGAACUACGAUUGCUCCAUCACUAUACUACAAUAACCUGCAAGACAUUGCUUAUCGCCGAUCCCAUGAGCGAGGCCAUUUUCAGGGAUACGGUGCCUAGUCUGGCCUUCACUGGUGCCAACUUCCUGGCGGAUGCUAUACUUGCGGUUUCGGCUUUGCAUCUGCGGUCAGCACAGCCGCAUGACCAAGCUCUUGUAAGGGCUAGUCACGCAUAUAUGGCGUCCUCGUUGUCCGAGUACAGCACCAGCUUGAGCAAGGGAAUCAAUGAAACGAAUGCCGAGGCACUCUUUCUCACAGCAACGCUGAUCGCCUUCCAGUCCACGGCGUCUCGCAUUUUCAUGCGUGAGGAUGGAGGCGAUACCAAGGAUCGCACUGGCGGCUAUGCACUGCCGAUAUCCUGGUUUCACUCUUUCCAGGGAAUCAAAACUAUUGUCGCGACAAGUUGGCAAUGGUUGCGGAACAGCGGGAUCGUCGUGCCUAUCAUUCAAUCACAGCCGGCACUCGAUCUGAACAUGAGUUCCCAAGGUUCGACUUUCUUCGGAAAUUUGCUAGAUGGCAUGGAAGAGGAGCUUGCAGCCCAAGAUCCGGAUGAUUCGACACGGGAUAAGUCCCGGCAAGCAUACCAACACGCAGUUGCUGUGUUGAACUGGGCGCAUAAGAUACCGCUCACCGGAGCGCCGAUUGUCUUCCUCGCCACUGUAUCUCGACGAUAUAUGGAACUAUUGCAAGCCCGUCGACCGCGGGCUCUGGCUAUAUUGGCCUGUUUCUUUGGCCUCCUGAAGAGCCUUGAUAGCGUCUGGUGGCUGAAAGGGAUAGCGCGUCGCGAGGUCAUGGGGAUUUUGUCACUCUUCGACCCGGACGAUCAAGAAUGGUGGCCGCGGCUGCAAUGGCCGGUGCGGAUGGCCGUAUACGAUGGGGACAUUAUACCGCCAGAUGUUUGGGGUGCUGACUGGACUGGUGGCAUAUCACUCUUAGCCCAGUCCAACCAGACCGGGGGAGGGUUUAUCUCACACAUCGAACUGUUGAGUCAGAUGGCCAGCGCGAUGCAAACCAUGCCGAAUGUACCGGCUGAGACAAUGGUGGAUGCAGCGUAUACGACUGCUGAGGGGCAGAUCUCAUCGCAAGAAGGUGUAUCGCCGAUCUUGGCUCACGAUCUCGUGCACGGUUUAGGCCAGGGCCUGGACCCCAAUCAAGCCUACCAAAGCUUGCUGCACAUACCGCCUCUAGAUUGA